AAAAAACAUCCGACUUUUCGACAUCAACUUCGACUUUCGACGUUCAAUUCUUCGAAUCUCCGGUUUCUCGAAUAAAAAGGCGACGUCCUGUCGUGCCUCGCUCGAUUCUCUCCUUCAGCCUUCCGAGCAGCCUCUAACCGCGCACGACUUUCGCUCUUCCUGACCUUGUCUUGUUCGAUUUCACCUGCCUGGCCUACCUCUACUCUUCUAUCCCAUGGGCCCAGCAUCCUCUGUCGUCUGAUAUAGCUUUGAUCCUGAGUGACAGGCAAGCUCAAGGAAACAUCCUCCCGACAGUGUCCAGCCCUCCUUUUCCGCUAUUGUUAACCCGCCUGGCCUGCCCGUCAUGCUCAACGCUUCCGCAAUUGAGCUUCCGCCGCUCCCGUCCUACACCCUUACUCCCCGCCAACCACUCAUCGCCCCUAUUCCAGAUAAUGCCACCAUUCUCAUUCUCCCAGUAGUUGCCUACUGGGCCCUGUCCAUGAUUUUCCACUGGAUAGACGUGAAUGAUUACUUCCCGCAAUACCGCCUUCACACUCCGGCAGAGAUUCUGAAGAGGAACCAUGUCACCCGCUGGGAGGUGGUGCGCGACGUCAUCCUACAGCAGAUCAUCCAGACCCUCUUUGGCGUCUUGCUCAUAUUCUUCGACCAGCCAGAGUUCAAUGGCAGAGAGGAGUAUGAUAUUGCCGUCUGGGCCACCCGUAUCCGCCUCGCUCAGCGCGCCGUGCCCCAGCUUAUGAUGCUGCUAGGAGUUGAUCCUGUCGGCCUGGCGGCUAAGCUCUCGGGUUAUCCUAUUCUUGCUGCCGUCGUGUCAGGAGGCCAUUACCCGUUUUUGACCCAGGUGGUCACUUCAUCAACAGGAGAGACUGCUACAGCACCGGCCUUCGCCGCCUGGGAGUGGGCUGUUGGUUAUUCCAUAUACUACUACCUUAUCCCGGCGCUCCAGUUUGUAUAUGCCAUCACCUUUGUCGACACAUGGCAGUACUUCCUUCACCGUGCUAUGCAUAUGAACAAGUGGCUAUACACUACAUUCCACUCAAGGCAUCAUAGGCUAUACGUACCAUACGCCUUUGGUGCUUUGUAUAACCAUCCAUUUGAGGGCUUCCUUCUCGACACAGCCGGCACCGGUCUUGCAUUCCUCACCUGUGGCAUGACCACUCGACAGGGAAUGUGGUUUUUCACCUGCUCAACGCUCAAGACCGUCGAUGACCACUGCGGCUACGCCUUCCCCUGGGACCCCCUUCAGCAUGUCACUGGAAACAACGCCGCUUAUCAUGACAUCCACCACCAGAGCUGGGGCAUCAAGUCAAACUUCAGCCAACCAUUCUUCACUUUCUGGGAUCGCCUACUUGACACCCGCUGGAAGGGUGAUGUCACACUGAGAUACGAACGGUCUCGGAAGGCAGCACAGAGUAAGAUGGACGUUGACUUGGCCAGUUGCUCUCAGACCGACGGUGCACAGGAACAAAAACAAAUAACACAGUCAGAAACUCACAUAGUGGCUUCUAGAGACGACGAUGAUGCAUCCACCCGUUCUUUGCUGAAGCGGAGUGUCCGCAAAACCACUAAUUCGUUUUCGCCUCAGUCAGAUUCUCUCAAAGGUCUGACCCACCGUCUGAGUGGCAGCAUCCAGCAUAAAUAAUCAUUCGCUAUUCCUCUUGCUUUCCUCUCUAAUAUAUCCCUUUAUAAUAACGUUUCGCUGAUGUCAAUCUUUAACCCCCUUUCCUCUCAACCAGCCACUGACUGCAUUUCAUACUCUUUCUAAUUCCAAGCCUGUCAAUUCUUCUUUCAGCUACCUAUUCAUACCCCAGAAGCAUAAUCCGCCGCCUUUAUCCCCUUGAUUGGGUAUCCCCCGUUUUAUUCCACGUAUUGCUGUUUAUUCUUCUCUUUCCUUUGUAUGAAUGAUACGGUGAUGAAUUGUGGGUGGAGGCCUAUUCUUUGUCUCCUCCUUUUUUGCUUGCUUCCUGCUUCUUUCAGCUCUACCCCUAAUUCACCUAUACUCCUGUUUCCUCUUACUCGUACAUGCCCAUGCCCACCUACAAGUUUAAUAUGUGUACAUUCUACCUUUGGAGCCGCCCCUAACUUUGAACACAUUCUCCAACCUUGUAUUAACAGCUGCGUUGAUCGCUCCAGAGAAACUCGCCGUUAUAGCUCCUCUGAAUAGUUGAGAAUCACAACUUCUCUUCUCCUCCCUCCCUUGAUCUAUCUCCUAUUCGCUCACUUCUCUUCCCGUUCUUGCUGUUCUUAUUAUUCUGGAACAUCAUUCUCUUCCGAUUCUUCUCUUCUCUUUUCGAAUUCUUAACGGGGGGAUCGGCUUAAGAGGGGGGUAUAUAUCCUCGCCUCCAUCGAACGUACUCCAACGGGUCGUUGCCUCGGACACCGGUCUCUUCUCCUCUAGCCGUGUGUUCGGGAUGCCAGGGCCUUCAACUAGCGUUGCCCGGCUGUAGUUGGAUGGGGAAUAACAGGAGAGUCGAUGCAUUUCUCCAAGCAGAGAUCGAUACUCUGCUGCUUGCUCCUUACUCGUCUUGAUAGUCUGCGAGCGACUCAGCCUGCUGCUGCUAUGAUCACUACUUUGACAGACCGGCUUGUGGACAUUCUGGUUCAUUUUGGAAUAGCUGCCGCCAUAGGAGUACACACUCUGGGUUUGUCUCGACGGGUAUUCAUAUCUAGUUCUAGCCCGUGAGCUGGAUAUGCUCGAUGACAGCGACGGUUGAAUUUGUGUGUUACGUCUUGUCUCGGGGCAUGUUGCCAUAGGUGUCCUCGGCGAUUCGCUUCUCUUCAUUUGACUAGCGCUAGUUGGACGAUGACGCUCGGCCCUGUCGAUUCUAUGUCUUUGCUCCGACUCUGGCUCUGAUUGUAGCCUUUUCUUUGGCUCAGGGAUCGUUCCUCUAUC
Messenger RNA from Trichophyton rubrum CBS 118892, 2890 nucleotides. RefSeq lists its product as uncharacterized. Gene Ontology annotation, biological process: lipid biosynthetic process. The record is from RefSeq and is a predicted model, not a curated record. NCBI's taxonomy places the organism in Eukaryota, Fungi, Ascomycota, Eurotiomycetes, Onygenales, Arthrodermataceae. Bases 344 to 1639 code for a protein of 431 amino acids. The transcript has 2 exons. Gene Ontology annotation, molecular function: oxidoreductase activity; iron ion binding.